AUGUCAAUUUAAUUAUAUUUUAAUCCGCUCUCCCAACCAUCAAGAGCAGUCCAUGCAUUAUUAGUAAUUGGUAAAAUUCCACAUGAUUUGCAUAACAUUGAUUUUAUGAAAUAAGAGCAAAAUACUCCAGAAUACAAAAAGAUUUCUCCAACUGGUAAUGUGCCUUCAAUCGUUGAUGGAGAUGUUGUCUUAUUUGAAUCACAUACAAUUUUGAAAUAUUUAGCAAAAAAAUUUAAACUUGAAAAGUUAUAUCCAUCUGAUAUUGUUAAAUAAGCCAAACUUGAUUAAUAUUUGGAUUGGCAUCAUACAGGAACAAGAUAAAUUACACUAACAGCAAGAGAUUUUGUUUUUUAUCCUAAAUUUGUUGGAAAACCAGCUCCAGAAAAUAAAGACGAAAGAUUCAAAGAAUUAGAAUGGUAUCUAAAAGCCUUUGAAGAAAUCUUUUUAGGAAAUGGAAAACAUUAAUACAUCUUUGGAUUUCCUGAACCAACUAUAGCUGAUUUAAGGUAAAUAUUUAAUAUAAAUUAUAUAGUGCUAUCUGUGAAUUAUCAACAUUAUUUAUGUUAAAUAUUGAUCUAGUUCCUCAUCCACAUCUUCAUCAAUACAUAAAACAUAUGCUUUCAAUUCCUGAAGUAAAUUAAAUUCAUCAAUAAACUUUUGGAUUUACGUAAAAAUUCGCAGAAAAUUUAAGAUAAGAGUACAUUGAUCUUAUGAAAUGA
Messenger RNA from Paramecium pentaurelia, 719 nucleotides. The record is from the annotation of a GenBank genome assembly. NCBI's taxonomy places the organism in Eukaryota, Ciliophora, Oligohymenophorea, Peniculida, Parameciidae.